Messenger RNA from Rubroshorea leprosula, 2221 nucleotides. NCBI's taxonomy places the organism in Eukaryota, Viridiplantae, Streptophyta, Magnoliopsida, Malvales, Dipterocarpaceae. The record is from the annotation of a GenBank genome assembly.
AGACUUUUUACUCUCGUUAUUUUGCUAGUAUACCCUUGUGAAAUUUCUGCUAAAUUUCUGCGGUUUCGUGCGGUUUGCAUUUCGAUUAAGACUUCCACAACAGUUUCGUAAGAUCAAAAUCAGAAAUUGAGAUGUCUUUAGAAGAGGCCAAGAGUGUGGUGGGGAGUGAAGUGAUGCCUUUGGAGUACGGUAGUAUGGAUGCGGAGAGCAGUCCGUCUCCAAUGAGUUCGGAGAGGACGGUGGAGGAGAGGAGGAAAGAAGUAGGAGUAGAGGAGGAGGAAGAGGAGAUCCCCUCAAAUGUGUUAGAGUCUGGGGGUGGCGUAGAUGGGUGCUACGACCUGGACUUAGAGAUAGUGUUUGAGGUGAGGGGGUAUGUGAGCGAAUUAGGUAGUAGGAGUAGCCUUGGGGGGUUAGUGGGGAACUGUAACCUUCCCCACCAUGUCCUAAUCCGGCCUGCCGGGGUGAAUGAGAGGGCAUGCUCAGCACCCCGAGACCAUUGGAUGCCCAUAUACCUGCAUUAUUUGAUUGCAGGGCUUAGGUUUCCCAUUCCAGAAUUACGGGCUGGGGGUGGAGGAGAAAAGGGGUGGUAUCACUUCGGUCCUCAGUCGUCCAGCAAAGAGAAUAAGAAUUUAUUCUCUCCUAGGCCGUCAUCCAUCAAAGGAUGGAAAGAAAAUUUCUUCUUUGUGGAUGACACCGAGUGGAGUAGGAGGGAUGCCGAAGUGGAACAGUUGUCUGCUUGGAAAGCAAAGAAAUCCAAGCAGAACAACUAUAAAUUGAACGAGGAUGAGGUGGAAGAAGUGAAGAAAUUGGUGAGGGAGGACGGAGACAUGGUGGACAUCCUAUACCUCACCAGUCCACAGGCAAUAGAUGCUGCUGAGCUCUAUGGGCCAAGCUCAUUGAGCGAAGCUGAGAUGGAGGAGUUUACCAAUGCUGCUGGGGGGCUGCACAUUCCAAAGAAGCCAAGGAAGAAGUCAACGACUUCAGCUGCGGCGAACAGAGGGGUGCCCGAGAGAGAGUGCCUUCCCAGUACUUCUGCCCGUGCCAUGGAGGUGCAGCCAAGGCCGGAGCCUGUGAUAGGGGGCAGCGAGGAUGGAAGCGAGGAGACGGCUCCGCUCCAGAGGAAGAAGAGGAGGGUGGCAGAGCUAGAAAGCAGGGGGGAUGAGGUGGUGGAGUUCGUGCCUCAACCUUCUCCUCCAGAAAUCGUUCCUGAGGUCCGGGAGAGGGAAGAGGCCGAGGAGCAAGGCCUUAGUGGGGGCAGGGAGCGCACCCCACCCCACGCGUACCAAAAAAGUUUGUUUGAGGCGACAAACAUGACUGGGGCGAAGCACUUUCUCAACGCUACGCUUCCUGAGGUGGAUAGGAUGCAAGCGAAGGACGAGGUGCGUAGCCAUGCGGGGUAUACCGUUGUGAGGCAUGCUCUAGAGAGUGCGAGCUGGACAAACGCUCUAGCGCAGGAGUAUACAGAGAGCGUUAGAGAUCGUGCCAGCUUGCAAAGGCAGUGCGACCAGCUUCAGAGGGAGAAGGAUGAGUUGCAGAAGGAGAAGAUGGAAUGGGAGAAGCAGAAGAGGGAGAUGCAGAGGAGGCUGGAUGAAGUUCUCCCUUCAGUGACCGAGCUCCAGAACGAAAAUGAUGUCCUGAGCACGAAGCUCGGCCUCGAAGAACGUAAAAGGAAAAUCUACGAGGAGAAACUCGAGGCUCAGGACAAAUAUAUGGAGAAGAUGAGGAAAGCAGCUGCGGAGCUGAAGAAGAACGUGAACAUGCUGGUUCACAAUGGGAUGGAGGAGCAUAUUGGCAACUUCCUCAAUUCCAGCACCUUCAAGGACAUCCUCAAACUCUACCGGCUGCCAACCGCAAUCGUGGCCUUCACCGACUGUAGAAAGAAAGUGAAGGCCCAGUACCCAGAGGUGGACGUGACAACAGUCACCUUUGGGGAACAAGAAGAAGGGGUGAAGGAUGAGGUGGAAGGUUGCUGGGGACCUGACCUCGUCCAAGAGGCUGAGACGAGUUUCCCCCUCGGGCUGACCUAGUUUUAACCAUGAUAAAAGCAACAAAAGAGCCUUUAGUUCAGAUUCCCACAGACGGCGCCAAAAUGUAACUGCACCAAACCGGAAGUCCUUCUUCAAUCCGUAUCUGCACUCUGGAUUGACCUGCAAAGCCCCGAGGUGGAUCCUCAGGGUAGACACUCCGAUGCUUAAGUCAGCAAUAAUCGGGGUUACCUUUG